CGGACAAAAGGCGUCGGGACGCUGCCCGCGGCGACGGACCGCGGCAGGAGAAGCGUACGAGUAUCAAAAAUGUCCGUCAGCCGGCCGCGCAGCAUCUCCAUGAGCAGCGCCGGGCGCAGCAGCCAAAAGGGCCGGCGCCCCUCCUUCCUUAAUGACAAGGGCGAGGUGCGGCUCGUCGAGAACGGGUUUGACCUGACGCCUUUACCGUUGUUGGUGGACGAGGCGCCGCCGGACGAGGUGGAGGAGGUUGUGGCCGAGCGCGAAGCCGAGACGACGCAGCACGACGACGAGGAGGAGACGGGGACGCUGUGGUCCUCGUCCUACUACUCCGAGUCCGGGAGCGACUCCGAUGAAGAAGAGAAGGUCGUCGUGCCGCCCGUCGUGACGCUGCUCACGGAGUCGCCGACGGAGACGCUACUCUGCAUCCGGGGCCGGUGCGUCGCCGUCGACGCCAAGGAGGUUAAACAAGUGGAGCAGGCGAAUGUGGCGUAUGAAGCUUCGUUGGAUUUGAAAAAGAACAACCCGGACAAGUACGUGACGCGGCACGCGCAAACACUAAAUGCUCCCUUGAAGGAUCGGGGUAGCGUGACGGCGCCGCCUUCUUCUUCGUCAGCUGGAACGCAGGCCACGAGCUAUGAUAUCCAAGAUUGCAUCGCCCAAGCCGUUGCCGAGGAGGAGGCCGAAUUGGCCUCGAGGCGGCCGGGCACGGCGUCUAAACAACAACGAAUCAACCGGAACGUCUACCAGAACACGUCGAAAGUCGUCGCGGCCUCCAAGGCGUCGCCCGACUUCCUCUUAGAUGUUUCGGAAGAUCGUGUCGAGUCCAAGGCCGAGAAAAUAAAACCGUCCGUAAGGGAGGUGCCGAUACAACGAGAGAUCCAGGGCCCCGAACGAGCUUUGUUGAAAGAAAAAUUCGCGAAGAACAUGCGAGGCGUAUCGAUGGGGUUCUCCUGCGCGGCCAUGGAGCGCUGCGUUCAACAGAAUUUAUAUCAUGAGCGCCAGAUGAACUAUCGCGCGUUCGCGGAGAAGCCUUCGGUACAACAGGAGCUGGAGGCCGCCGAGGAAGUUGAUGAGGUGGAAGUAGAACCUACGGAGCGGGGUUCGUCUGUCGAAGCGCUGUGGAGCUGGCAGGCGCCCAUGACCAAAAACAGGAGGGUGACGUGCAUGGCCUGGAACAAGCAUAGGGAAGAUGUGCUCGCGGUGGGGUACAACGGUGUGGUCAUCGAUGGUUCGCUACCGCAAGACGGGGGCCUGGUGUUGUUCUGGUCCUUAAGGAAUCCGGGCUACCCUGAAAGAGUCGCUUCAUUGGAAGCGGGCUGUUCAUCGAUAGCUUUUAGCGCGAAGAACCCGCAUCUGUUGGCGGUGGGUCUCAUGGACGGCGCCGUGUAUAUUUACGACGUGCGCCAAAAGACGCUGCAGCCUACUCCCGUAUUUGAUAGUAGAUCACUAAAGAAUGCGCACGCCGAGCCGGUCUGGAGCGUGGCCUGGGUCGACAAGGGCGAGGACAAGGGUGAGGUGUUGGUUACGGCCUCGACGGAUGGCAGGGUUUUGGAAUGGACUCUGUCCAAGGGCCUGGAGGCGUCGUGUCUGAUGGUUUUGAAACAGUUAGGCGACGCCGAGGGCGUCAUCUCGCGCACGGCGUCGGGCCUGUGUCUCGACAUUCCGGGGGACGACCCGGCUCUCUAUUUGACAGCUUGUGAGGACGGGACGAUCCAUAAGUGCUCAGAUGCCUACGCCGAGCAGUACCUCGAAUCCUAUACCGGACACACGGGUCCGGUCUACAAGGUCCGAUCGUCGCCCUACGACCCCAAGGUGUUUCUGAGUUGCAGUGCGGACUGGACCGUCAAGCUCUGGACGCAGUCUUCUUCGUCUCCAUCAGCAUCGUUCCGGAGCGAAGGGUCGUCUCCACUAAAUGAUGUGGUCAACGAUGUGUGUUGGUCGCCGCGGGCGUCGACGCAGUUUGCACUUGUUGGGGGGGACGGUCGUGUGGAAAUUUGGGACGUCGCCCACUCUCUCUUAGAUCCUGUGGUAAGGGAGCAGCCUUUGGUGGAGCCGCCUCCGUCAGCUGAUGAGGCGCCGCCGCCACCAGGGACACCCAUGGAUAAACCACCGGAGCCGCCCGCGCCGAUCAGCGUCGCGGCGACGGCGUGCCUCUUCGCCGACAACGCGCCCGUUUUAGUGGUCGGCGACGCUUCUGGAAGUGUCACGUGCUACAAGUGCGUCAAUUUACCGGCGGCGCCUCCAACCAAAAAGCUGCAACUGUCCGCGCUCGAGGCGGCGCUCGCGCCGGACGAGGCCCAGGGGUAA
Messenger RNA from Pelagomonas calceolata, 2307 nucleotides. The record is from the annotation of a GenBank genome assembly. Lineage: Eukaryota; Pelagophyceae; Pelagomonadales; Pelagomonadaceae.